UUUCUUUUAGUUUGGAAAACGACAAUUUUAUUUGUCUUUGAAAUUAAUUUGGAAAAAAAUUCCCUCACACGACCGCGGCCUUAAAGUAAAUCAAAGACAACAUAGUUAAGACAACAACCCAUCAACAAAAUCCACCCAAAAUGCAUACUGACGGUUCGAAGGUGUCGGGUUUUAUCAGCCUGUUCGUUGUUCAAAUAGCGUUGCUGCUUUUAUUUUGGAUUUAUGUGCGCUACCAUGAUGGAGCUCUUCCAACAGCAAAAGAUGCUGUUGCUACUGCUGCUGGAACAACAGCAAGUGAAGACGAUGGAUUAGCUGAAGGACACGUUUCCAAGUACCCUCAAUUCCAGGACAUUCAUGUGAUGAUUUUCAUUGGAUUUGCCUUCCUAAUGACGUUCCUUCGCAAGUAUGGUUAUAGCGCAACUGGUUACACACUAUUUCUGGCCGCACUCAUUGUGCAAUGGGCAAUUCUGGUUAAAGGUUUCUUCCGCAUGGAGUCCGGUCACAUAAGCUUAUCCCUGGGGAGCAUAAUUGAUGCAGACAUCGCUGCUGCUGUGCCGUUGAUUAGUAUGGGUGCACUUCUGGGCCGUACAACCCCCAUUCAGUUGCUCUUUAUGGCGCUGUUUGAAGUUGCACUCUUUGCCGUGAACGAGUUCAUCCAGCUGGACAUUCUAAGCAUAGCCGAUGUUGGAGGAUCCAUUACGGUUCAUGCCUUUGGUGCAUACUUUGGGCUGGCCGUCAGUUUGAUGCUGCGACCCAGCAAGGACCAAAAUGAUGCUGGCCAAAACGAGGGGGCCAAUUACACGUCCGAUAUUUUCGCCAUGAUUGGGACACUCUUCCUGUGGGUGUACUGGCCGAGCUUUAAUUCUGUGCUAGCUGUUGGGGCUGGUGCCCCAGAGCGUGCUAUUCUAAACACGUAUCUGUCAUUAGCAGGUGCAACAGUGACUACGUUUGUGCUGUCCGCACUUGUCAGCCAUGGAAACAAAUUGGACAUGGUGCAUGUACAGAAUUCGACACUAGCCGGAGGUGUUGCUGUUGGUUCUGUUUGUAAUUUGCUAAUUGGGCCUCAUGGUGCUUUAUUAAUUGGAAUUCUUUCUGGUGCCGUAUCGGUACUCGGAUAUCGAUACUUGUCGCCGCUAAUUACUGAAAAGCUACGUCUGCACGAUACUUGUGGAGUUCACAAUUUACACGGAAUGCCAGCUCUUAUCUCGGCUAUAGCUUCAGUCAUAUAUGCUUGUUUGGUCACACAGGAUGCUUACAAGGAUUCAAUGGUGGAGAUAUUUCCAGCAAUGAUGACUGAUCCAAGUGAAAUAAACCGAAAUUCAACACAAAUACUUGGGGGUUAUGGAAGAACUGCCCUUAAACAAGGAGGUUUUCAGUUGCUUGGAAUUGUUAUAACCGUUCUAAUGGCCAUUAUUGGGGGAUUAGUAACUGGUGCAUUUUUGAAAGCCAUCAGCAUUAAAAAGCUUGAUAAGGAAAAACAUCAUCUGGAUGAAGUCUAUUGGGAAGUUCCAGACAUUAAAGAACAAUAUAUUAUUCAGGAAGUUGAUGAUUUGGAUAAAAGAAGAAAGGAAUUAAAAUUAAUUUCAACAAAAUUGAGAGCAACAUUGUGGAAACAAUCCAGAAUUGCAGUUGCUUCUAUUGAUAUUUAAAUUGUGUAAUUUAUGAAAAAAAAAAAUGUUGUAUGGAAAAUAAAAAUUUACUUUUUUGAGUUUAUUUUCGUUA
Messenger RNA from Episyrphus balteatus (marmalade hoverfly), 1722 nucleotides. It is a transcript of the gene Rh50, whose product is annotated as ammonium transporter Rh type A. Gene Ontology annotation, biological process: ammonium homeostasis; ammonium transmembrane transport. NCBI's taxonomy places the organism in Eukaryota, Metazoa, Arthropoda, Insecta, Diptera, Syrphidae. Gene Ontology annotation, cellular component: plasma membrane. Bases 141 to 1649 code for a protein of 502 amino acids. The record is from RefSeq and is a predicted model, not a curated record. The transcript has 9 exons. Gene Ontology annotation, molecular function: ammonium channel activity.